Megalopta genalis is the source of this 1486-nucleotide messenger RNA. Its product is annotated as putative methyltransferase-like protein 25. Lineage: Eukaryota; Metazoa; Arthropoda; Insecta; Hymenoptera; Halictidae. The record is from RefSeq and is a predicted model, not a curated record.
AUGCCAAAUUUUGUGCAAUAACGAAGACGUGUUCUUCAUAUCCAGAAACAGACAAACUUGAAUUUUAAUGUAAAAGGAAAACAUUAUCAUUAUGUAUGAUAAACGUUUUGAAGAAAUUUUAGAUUUUAUAAAUCUGUAUGAUAAAUUAAUAAAUUGUCAUAUAGUUGAUUUCAUUACGGAUAAUUUGUGGAAAAUGUGUUUGCCAGAUGGAUUGAGAUUAGAGUUAGAAAAUGACGAUAUUGAAUGCAUCCACUGGAUAGAAGAUGACAGACAUCCUAUCCUUAAUCAAUUUAUUAAACUAUCCAGGUCUCUUUCUCUACAAUCUUGUUCUAUAGAAAUAAAUUCAAUGGAUCUUGCAAAUGUAUUACCAAUCAUCUACAACUUAAAUAAAUGUAAAUACAAAGAUGUUAAAUCUGAAUUUAUGAAUGCCAAAAAAUCACAUGAAGUUGAAUGUCUUGGAAAUAUUGUGGGAGCAGUAGCAGCAUCAACUAGAAGUUUAGUAAUAGAUGCCGGUGCUGGCAAAGCAUAUUUGUCGACAUUCUUAGCUGAAAAUCAUAAUGUUCCUGUCCUUGCAAUAGAUUCUUCGCAAUCGUGUUGCAAAGGAGCAGUUUGUAGGCAAAGGAAAUUAAAGAAAAGAACAAAGUAUUCUCAGAAUUUGGUCCAAUACAUAGUCGACGAAAUAGACGAAAACACAAACUACAUAAAAAUGAUAAAUGAAAAUUUUCAAGAAUGGAAAUUAAAUAAAAACCUUAUAUUAACUGGCUUGCAUGCUUGUGGCUCUCUUACUCAUUCGAUUAUUAAAACUUUUCUAGCCACAAAAGAUAUUCAUCUUUUGUGCAUUGUGCCUUGUUGUUAUCAUUUAACAAACGAAACGUUAAACAAAACAAUUAAUUUUUCUAAAAAUGCUAGAAUGUUAGCCCAACAAUCCAUUGAAAGAAGUACUAAUAGUAAGACCGUAUCUUCGUCGUUGUUUUACAGAGCAGUCUUACAAGUGAUACUACAUUCCAUAGGUGUUCAUAAUGCUAGAGUAGGUCGUGGCGGACCCUUACACGAUUUUCCAACUUAUGCCUUGUGGGCAUUUUCAAGAAUUGGAGUAGACCCAGAGAAGAUACCACCUGUUGAAACGUUGGAAAACAUUUAUCAGUUACACAAGGAUUUGUCUAAACGAUUCUAUGCUUUUCAAAUGUUACGAAUACAUACAGGUCUUGUAUUGGAAGCAGCUAUUAUGCUUGAUAGAAUAUUGUUUUUACAGAAAAGUAAUUUAUGCUCCAAACUUGCUAUAUUACGUUUAUUUGAUCCGAUUUUAUCGCCUCGACAUUAUGGUAUCUUUGCAAUUAAAUAAUACAAAAGGAUAUACUAUUGACGAAAAAGAAUUGUUUCAUACACGGUAUGAUUUCUCAAAUGUUGUACAAAUUAAUUGAGUAAAUAAUUACGGAAAUACAAAAACGUUGUGAUACACAAUACAUUUUUUAUGGAUUCGAUAAAA